AUGGCGGACGCAAUGAACGUCGGCGUGAAUUUAGAAGCAUUUUCUCAAGCAAUAAAUGCUAUUCAGGCACUUCGUUCGAGUGUAACAAGGGUUUUUGACUCUCUGAAAGAUGGGAUGAAAAACAAAGAAACCCUUGAAGGACGCGAAAAGGUUUUUAUUACCGAGUUUCAAGAUAACCUGCAGUCUGUAAAUCGCGACUUGAAGUGAGUAACGUUCGUUAGCCGUAGCUAACGUUAGCUGUAAACAGAGGAAUAUGCGAAAUAUUUGCUGUAAAUAGACAAGAUAGCGUGCUAUUUAGUUAUAGUCCGUGAGGAAUGAAUGUAUUACUAAAAAGUUAUGUCCAGCUAACGUUAGCUAGUAUACAUUACUUGUUGAAAUAUAAAUGGUGUGUGUAUAUGUAACGUUAGCCUAGCUUGUGUGAGCGCAAGCGCAAUUAAUAAUAAUAAUAUUUAUUUAUAUAGCGCUUUUCAUUACAAAGAUAAUAAAAGGCUGUGCGUGAUGAUGUAGUGUACGUUAAAAAAAAAACUUUCCCAUCUACUGAUUACAAAAAAUACAAGUUAAAUGGGUUUCCAUCGCAUUUUCAACUCUAUUGAUGAAUGUUACAUUAUAUAGUGAGUGCCCACUGCUAUUGGCACGUGCGCUGUAGCCAACAGCGCCAUAUAGCCUACAUGAUAAGAUUAUUAUGGACAAAGGAGUGGGAUUAUUUGUAUUUGUCAAACGGCAGCAAGCAUCGAUCAUCAUGUCACCAGAAUAAGACCCUCAAUAUUUAUUGGAAAGUAGCAUCAAGCUCAUCACCGUGCACUUUCACCACACUGUGAAGUUCAUCAUAAUUGAUUCAGUCUGUAGCCUAAUAACAUUUACAUUUACGUAAUUUAGCAGACGCUCUUAUCCAGAGCGACUUACAGUUAGUGAGUGCAUACAUUAUAGUUACUUUAUUUUUUAUUUUUUUUAUACCCCCCGUGGGAAUCGAACCCACAACCCUGGCGUUGCAAACGCCAUGCUCUACCAACUGCAUGCUAAUAAACUGCAUGCUUUCCCAACGAGUCUAGUGGGAGGACCACACGUCAUCACGUGACUCCAAGUUUACUUUGAUAUGAUGGUUAUUAUAUCAAUAUUUGCGCAUAAAAGCUUUCCACCAACAUUUCUCGCAUAAUUCAUUUUACAGACACAAAAAUAUAUCACAUUGUCUAGCAUAUUAUUUUUUGUAGACAUUUGGAAAGUUUACCAACAAAAAUUAUGUUUCCAUCAGGCCUGUCAUGACAUUUUGUAUCCGACUUACUUUACUCACAUAAAAGGGUGGAUGGAAACCUGGUUUUUGUGAAACAUUUGUUGCGCUAGCUAGGUACUAUUGAUAUGAAGGACUCUAAGAUACAUGUUAAUCUCCCACAAAGGAAUAUGCUGUAAUAUGCAGCAAUGCUGUAAAAUCUAGAUUAUGUUUUGUGCACUACUUUGCAUAUUUAGCAAUGCUGUAGAACCGUGCACCUCUAAAACAAAAAACUGGUUUAAAAAUACGAGGAACUGUUGCAAAAGUAUUAAUAACAUCAGUUUUGUGAAAUAUGAACAGAAAAGCACUCUUAAUUGAAAAUAUUGGGCAUUUGCUAUGUGCAUGUUUUCUUUGGAUAGUCUAGUAAAUCUUAGAUGAUUAAGAUACAUGUGUAUGGAUACAGAUUCUGUAUUGUGAUGGCUCCUUUGUAGUGAAUAUAUACGGUUGUCUUUUUAUGGAUGUGUUAAAGUGAAAAACAAGCCUAUUCUAACAGCUGCUAUUCUAUGUACUUAUGUAGUGAAUUGGAACGCCUCAGUACCCUGGUUGGCAGACCUUCAGAGAGUCAUCCCCUUCACAACAGUGGCCUGCUGAGUCUGGACCCAGUUCAGGACAAGACUCCGCUGUACAGUCAGCUCCUUCAGGCUUACAAGUGGUCUAACAAG
Messenger RNA from Coregonus sp. 'balchen', 1926 nucleotides. The record is from the annotation of a GenBank genome assembly. Lineage: Eukaryota; Metazoa; Chordata; Actinopteri; Salmoniformes; Salmonidae.